Molecule: messenger RNA, 1190 nt
Organism: Notechis scutatus (mainland tiger snake)
Lineage: Eukaryota; Metazoa; Chordata; Lepidosauria; Squamata; Elapidae
Source: RefSeq, a predicted model, not a curated record
CUCCGCGAUUGCAGGAGGGAUGAGUCCAGGUGGACCCCGGAAAAGGGGGCGGCCCAGAGGACAAUGCCGGGAGAAGGAAACGAGCGGAGACCCCGAGACGUGCUUGGAGGCCGGAGGGUCCCUCGGAAGAUCCCGGAAGCCCCGAAGGAUCCAGGAGGGAGAAUCAGAAUAUCAGUGCCCGGAAUGUGAAAAAUCCUUCCAAAGAAAUGACUAUCUUGAAAUCCAUCUAAGGACCCACUCGGGAGAGAAACCUUAUACAUGCCUGGAAUGUGGAAAGAGCUUCAGUCAGAGGGGAAGCCUUCAUAGGCAUCAAAGGAUCCACACUGGAGAAAAACCAUACAAAUGCAUGGAAUGUGGAAAGAGCUUCAAUGAGGUGGGCAACCUUCAUACACAUCAAAGAUUCCAUUCAGGAGAAAAGCCAUAUAAAUGCCUGGAGUGUGGAAAGAGCUUCACUCUGAGUGGACAUUUGUAUACACAUCAAAAAAUCCACGCAGGAGAAAAACCGUAUAAGUGCCUGGAGUGUGGAAAGAGCUUUACUGAAGGUGGACAGCUCCAUGACCAUCAAAGGAUCCACAAUGGAGAAAAACCAUUUAUCUGUUUGGAGUGUGGAAAGAGCUUUACUAUGAGUGGACAGCUCCGUCGCCAUCAAAGAAUCCACACUGGAGAAAAACCAUAUCAAUGCCUGGAAUGUGGAAAGAGCUUCAGUCAGAAGGAGCAGCUUGAUCGACAUCAAAGUGUCCACACUGGAGAAAAACCGUAUAAAUGCCUGGAGUGUGGAAAGAGCUUUACUGAGGGUGGACACCUCCGUCGACAUCAAAUGAUUCACACUGGAGAAAAACCUUACAAAUGCUUGGAGUGUGGAAAGAGCUUCAGUCAGAAGGGACAGCUUUGUAGACAUCAAAAAAUCCAUGCAGGAGAAAAACCAUAUAAAUGCCUGGAGUGUGGAGAAUCCUUCACAACAAUCAGAAAUCUCAGAAGUCAUCAAAGAAUUCACCUGGGGGGAAAUCCUUAAACAUUCAUGGGAGUAUGGAAAAAGUUGUCAAAAUAUGAUUCAGUAAAAAUUAUAAACUUUACACUCGGAAGAAAGUUUUUAAAUGCAGAAUGUGCUAAAUCCUACUGAACAAAUGGCAGUUUCAAAACCCACCUAAAAAUCUAAUGUAAAUGUAGCCAGUAAACACUGCAACCCUGGA